GGAAGCGCCCCUGGACACCAAUGUAAACAGUGAAUAGUGCCAUCGCGGGCUGAGCGAUGCCGUCGCCGGCUCUGGUCACACCCUCACUGCCAGCGGACGGUCGGGCUGGCCGGGCAAGACGCCGCACUCGACCCGCGCGCCGUCCUCAGCGGGUGUGCGGGGCAGCGGACGAGAAACAUGACGACCGGCAGGAUCACGAUCGCGGACGUCAAUCUCCUGGGAUACGAGGACUUCAUCGAGAGGUUCGGCAACGUGGUGGAGCACUGCAGUCAAGCUGCUGGCGCUGUCUGGGGCAGCCGACCCUUCCGGGACAUCAACGACCUGCACGAGUGCCUGAGCACGUUCCUGGACUCGCUGCCACAGAACGGCCAGCAGGCGAUCCUGCGGGUGCACCCGGACCUGGCGGGCCGGGCGGCGCGACAGGGGACGCUGACGGCCAACUCUGCCACCGAGCAGGGCAGCGCCGGCCUGACCCAGCUGGCAGAGGGAGGAGCAGCGCUGGCUGGCCGAAAACAACCAGAGGUGCGACGACGCGCUCGCGGACGCAGGGACUUGGGCUCUUGUGGACGCUGCUUCUGGGACACGACGGUGUACAAGGACAAGUUCGACUUUCCGUUCGUGGUGUGCGUGCGGAUGAACAAGAAGGAGGCCAUCUUCAGCGGGAUCAAGGAGCGUCUGGAGAACGACGAGACGACGGAGCUCCGCACCGGACUUGAGGAGGUCAAGAAGAUCUGCUACCUCCGGCUGCUUGACCUCAUCGACCCGGAGGACUGCGCGUCCAAGGUCUAGCGCUGCCGGGACGCCCGUGGUCCACAGCGGGACGCGCGCGAGGCCGUGCGAGCCGACAUCAGGCACUAUGGCGGUAUCGUGCUGCAGACCCGGCGUCUCAUAGAGCAGCGGAGAAUUCACGCUGCCAUUCGGCCGGUCCGGUCGUCUGGACACGUGUGACCGCCAACUGAAGUGCACACCUGGCCCCGGUGUAGGCCGUCAUGAGCGGGAGCCGACCGGUCACUGAACGGUUCGGUGUGACCGAUGUCGAGAACCGCGGUGGCUGCGGGUGACGGCGGGUCUACACCCAGAGGCUGCGGGUGACGGCGGGUCAACACCCGGCGGCUGCGGGUGACGGCGGGUCUACACCCGGCGGCUGCGGGUGCCGGCGGGUCUACACCCGGCGGCUGCGGGUGACGGCGGGUCUACACCCGGCGGCUGCGGGUGACGGCGGGCCAACACCCAGAGGCUGCGGGUGCCGGCGGGUCUACACCCGGCGGCUGCGGGUGCCGGCGGGUCUACACCCGGCGCCGGCUCACGGUGGUCACCCUGUCGCCACGCGCCUCGAGCGGGCUUCGUCGUACUGCGCUGGCUGCUGUAGCGUUCAGCUACAGUUGCUGCACGAAUGUGUCAAAGCCGGCUUUAGUGGUGUGUUGGUAAAGGUGGCACGUUUAGAGACAGGCCACUAACACCCACUCGUACGUCUAUCAAAAAAAAGAAAAAAGGUUCAGAUGUAUAAUUGCCUGCUUGUCAUAAGCCUCUAUGUGGUCACGCGACGCCGUGCAGUGCGUGACGGCGCAAGAAUAAAACGAGCGCGCAACU
This is a messenger RNA of Pollicipes pollicipes, 1590 nucleotides long. RefSeq names its product 2-oxo-4-hydroxy-4-carboxy-5-ureidoimidazoline decarboxylase. The record is from RefSeq and is a predicted model, not a curated record. Gene Ontology annotation, molecular function: 2-oxo-4-hydroxy-4-carboxy-5-ureidoimidazoline decarboxylase activity. Gene Ontology annotation, biological process: urate catabolic process. Bases 178 to 789 code for a protein of 203 amino acids. The transcript is spliced from 4 exons. NCBI's taxonomy places the organism in Eukaryota, Metazoa, Arthropoda, Thecostraca, Pollicipedomorpha, Pollicipedidae. Gene Ontology annotation, cellular component: peroxisome.